Molecule: messenger RNA, 690 nt
Organism: Paracoccidioides brasiliensis Pb18
Exons: 2
Coding region: 1-690 (229 amino acids)
Source: RefSeq, a predicted model, not a curated record
AUGCCGAAACAGACAUCCCUGCGAGGAUCCAAAAGAUCCAGACCCUACCCUGACCCAAAAACGAGACCGAUGAUGUCGAACACCAAAACGAACCCAUCGCGAACACCUGCUGCGGCAGUGGGAGCGACAGCACGUCGCCCGCCGCCAGCGUGGGAACAUCAUCAAACUUCCCCCAGCUCCAUGCCGCCACCACGUUUCUCCAUGUUCGAUCGUCGGGUCGUGCAAGACUGCGCAGCACCUCUAUCCCCCACCACUCCCUCCGCAUCUAGCAGCCCAUCGGUUCCAUGGUCGCCGCAUGACGAUAAGGUUCUCAUGUCCGCUCGUGCGCUAGGCCACGGCUGGAGUCAGAUCCAAAAGGAAAAUUUCCAUUCGAAGAGUCCCAACGCGUGUCGAAAGAGGCAUGAACGACUCGUUGCAAAGCGUCGGGGUUCCGAGUGGGAAGAUGAGCGUGUCGAGAAGGUCACAAGGCACUAUCACCAAAUGCGGCGGGAUAUUUGGCGGCCGCUAGCGGAGGCGGCGGGAGAAAACUGGGAAGAUGUAGAAAAGAUUUGUCUGACACGCGGCCAGAGAAACCUCCUUCCCAUGCCAACACACAGCUCGAUUAGGAGACUAAGCUCCGAUAACGAGAGUCGCGGAAGUCAUGAGAGUCAUGACGAAGAAAAGCUUCGAAUCCCUAACCUUAUCCGCUGA